Molecule: messenger RNA, 1565 nt
Organism: Elephantulus edwardii (Cape elephant shrew)
Lineage: Eukaryota; Metazoa; Chordata; Mammalia; Macroscelidea; Macroscelididae
Gene: CABP1
Product: calcium binding protein 1
Exons: 6
Coding region: 61-1149 (362 amino acids)
Molecular function (GO): calcium ion binding
Source: RefSeq, a predicted model, not a curated record
GAUCCGCACCGCCAGACGCCAGAGAGCUCAGGGCUCCAGGCGCAUCCACUGCGCUGUCACAUGGGCGGUGGCGACGGGGCCGCAUUUAAGCGGCCGGGGGACGGCGCCCGCCUCCAGCGCGUCCUCGGGCUUGGAUCCCGCCGGGCACCCAGCUCUCUGCCCGCCAGGGGCCCCGCGCCACCCCUGCCGGGCCAUGCGAGCGCGGGCCCCGCCGCGAUGAGCUCGCAUAUCGCCAAAAGCGAGUCCAAGACAUCGCUCCUGAAAGCGGCGGCGGCGAGCGGGGGCAGCCGGGCUCCCCGCCACGGCCCAGCCCGGGAGCCGGGGCUGCCCGGCCGCCGGCUGCACAGCGCCUGUCCGAGCACGCCGCCGCCCGGGGACCCCAGUUCGCGGAGGCCCCUGUGCCGGCCAGCGCCGCGGGAGGAGGGCGCGCGGGGGAACCGGCGCGGGCUGCCUGCGGAGCACGGCAGGCCCCGGGAGGCGCUGCCGGCCGUGGCGCCCCGACCUUCGCCGCCGUCCCCUCUGCAGCCGGCCCGUGGGCGGGAUGGGGAGGAACGGGGACCGUCCCCGGCGCUCGGCCUCCGGGGCUCUCUGCGAGCCCCUGGCCGUGGGGACUCCACUCCAGCCAAUGUGUCGGAGGCGGACCCGUUCCUCCACCAGCUGCGCCCCAUGCUCAGCUCCGCCUUCGGCCAGGACAGAUCACUGCGACCAGAGGAGAUUGAAGAGCUCCGAGAAGCCUUCAGAGAAUUUGACAAGGACAAGGACGGCUACAUCAACUGCCGGGACCUUGGCAACUGCAUGCGCACCAUGGGCUACAUGCCCACGGAGAUGGAGCUCAUUGAGCUGUCUCAGCAGAUCAACAUGAACCUGGGUGGCCAUGUGGACUUUGAUGACUUCGUGGAGCUAAUGGGACCAAAACUCCUGGCAGAAACAGCAGAUAUGAUUGGAGUAAAGGAGCUGCGAGAUGCUUUCCGAGAGUUUGACACCAAUGGUGAUGGGGAGAUAAGCACCAGUGAGUUACGAGAAGCCAUGAGGAAGCUCCUAGGUCAUCAGGUGGGACACCGAGACAUAGAGGAAAUUAUCCGUGAUGUGGACCUCAAUGGGGAUGGACGAGUGGACUUUGAAGAGUUUGUCAGGAUGAUGUCCCGCUGAGACGGCAAGGACGCACCUCCAGGACUGCCAAGCUCCCACUGGCGGGAGAAGAGGAGCCGGAGAACGCCUCAUCCCGCCGCAGCCGCCGAGAGCCCAGGAUGGACUGGCGGACGGGGCCUGCCUGCACCCCGGACCCCUACCCCUCCGCACUGUGAAAGACUCACAACUCCUGCAACUGGAAAAGGGGGCGCCCGCCAAUGAGGAGGCACAGUGCCAAGCUGGCCGAGGUCAUGUCAGGCGCCAUGUGCCAUGUGCCCAGUUGCUGCUGGCUGAGUGGGCCCGGGAGCCCGCCAGCAGGCCCCACACAGCAUGUCCGCCCCGGGGUAAAGCCUCAUGCCACCCUCCUUAGCUCGGUGCCCAUCCCAGCUCGCCUCAGCCCUGUUAUCUCAGAACCAAUAAAUAUGCUUCCUUGAAGA